GCGGCUCGGCCCGGAGUACAAUACAGCGCUUGUCUGUACAGAGAGAGGAAAGUAGGACAAAUGGUACGACAGGGUCAGGAAGGUCUAUGAGCGUUAUUAUUGUUAUUAGUGUUUUGUCAACGUGUAGUAGCAAAUAGAUCGUUUUGUGCUUGUUUUCUGUGUGGCUUCUUUUCUGUUGUUGGAAAUCGGUCUUUUUUAGAGUUUUUUUUGUCAGGAGGGACAUUAUAUUUUUCUUGCUGCCCCAAGCGACGAAGUAACUUUUUUUUCAGAAGGAAAAGUUUUUUUUUACUCCUCGCGUGUUGUGUUUAAAGCUGAGAGAGAAAGGUGGGGUGGGGGGGGAAUAGAGACAGACAGACAUUUAGAGAGAGACAGAGGGAGGAAAACAAACUUCAAAACUUCAGUCAUGGCCGAGGCACCGCCGCUGCAACAGGUCGUAGAGAUCGACCCCGAUUUCGAGCCGCAAUCCCGGCCCCGUUCCUGCACCUGGCCCUUACCCCGGCCGGAUUUCAGCUGCGCGUCGUCCCCGGCUUCGGUGAAGCAAGAAGGGCAGAGCGAGUUCAACCUGACCCCGGAAGGGGCCGGCCGGGCGAGCGCUUCGGUAUCGCCGGCUCUGGUGCUGGAGGAGCAGGACGAGGACUAUGAGCAGAAGCCCGCCGUUCUCGGACUGGAUUGCUGCGGUGACUUCCAGUGUCAGCAUCAACAACAUCAGGAUGGCUGUCACCAUCAACAUCAGCACCAGCACCACCACCAGCACCAGCAGCAGCAGCAGCAGCAGCAGCAAGUCCCCUCGGCCGGGGCCGCUUCGGCAGCCCAGAGAAAGAGCAGUUCAUCUCGGAGAAACGCUUGGGGGAACCUAUCAUAUGCCGACCUCAUCACCAAAGCUAUCGAGAGCUCCCCGGAGAAGAGGCUCACCUUAUCCCAAAUCUAUGACUGGAUGGUCAGGAGCGUCCCCUACUUCAAGGAUAAAGGAGACAGUAACAGCUCUGCUGGGUGGAAGAAUUCAAUCCGUCACAAUUUGUCACUGCACAGCAAGUUUGUAAGAGUUCAGAAUGAAGGAACUGGCAAGAGUUCUUGGUGGAUGCUGAAUCCCGAAGGCGGGAAGAGUGGAAAAUCUCCAAGAAGAAGAGCAGUGUCCAUGGAUAACAACAGCAAGUUUGCUAAAAGCAGAGGGAGAGCUGCUAAGAAAAAGGCAGCUCUUCAGACGGGCCAUGAUGGCAGUGCUGAUAGUCCCGGAACACAGUUCUCAAAAUGGCCUGGAAGUCCUAACUCACACAGUAAUGAUGAUUUUGAUGCCUGGACCACUUUCAGAAAGAGAACUGGAUCAAAUGCUAGUACAUUAAGUGGAAGGCUUUCACCUAUAAUGCCAGAACAGGAGGAUAUUGUGGAUGGGGACGUUCAUCAAAUGUCUCCCUUAGUCUAUACUGCUACCUCCAGUAAAAUGGCAUCGCCGCUACCAAGUCUGAGUGAGAUGACUAGUUCUAUGAACAAUUCCAUGACUGAAAAUGUGAUGGAGGAUCUUUUGGACAACCUAAAUCUUUUGUCCCCAAAUUCAGCAAUGACAGCAUCUACCCAGCCUUCAUCAGUGUCACUAAUGCAACAAAGCUCAGGCUAUUCUUUUCCAUCUCAGAACAUGCCCAUUGGUUCGCAGACGCCAGAUUACCGAAAAUGCUAUGUUCAAAGCAGUAUGAACUCCCUACAGCAAUCUCCUUUGUCGAAUUUUCAAGAAAAAAAACCAAGCUUUGGGGCGAUUACUCAAUAUAACUGCCCAACAGGACUUCUUAAAGAGUUACUUACUUCUGACUCACCACCUCAUAGUGACAUGCUCCCACAAGUAGAUACUGUGGUAUCACAAGCUAGUAGUCGGCUGGCCAGUCAAAAUAUGAUGAUCUCCACAACAUAUGCUAAUCAGGCAGUUCAUACCAAGAUGAUGAACCCCAGUGUCCAGCACCACCCAGCGCAUAGUCAGCAUUCAGUUUCAAUGAAUGGUCGUGCCUUACCUCAUACAGUGAGCAUCAUGGCUCAUCCUUCAAAUAUCCGACAUUUGUCCACACCAAAAAGUCAGCUACAAGUGCCUAUGCCUUUGCAGCUAAAUUCAAUGGAUCCCUGCUCUAUUAACAGUAAUGGUGGCUAUGGAAGAAUGAAUAUUGCUUCUAUGAGUCAGGAGAUGUUGCCUAGUGAUUUGAAUGAUAUGUUCAUUGAAAGGCUGGACUGUGAUGUUGAGUCCAUUAUUCGUAAUGAUCUUAUGGAUGGCGAUACUCUAGAUUUUAACUUUGACUGCUAUUCCAACAGCGCAAAGGCAUCCAAACAUAGCUGGGUAUCUGGCUAAAUUUUACACAGAUUUCUCUGAAGGCAGCCAGACUGGAUUGACAUCAGGAAUUGGGAAAAGCAGUCCAAAGAUGCCCUUCACCCUUACUGAAUUCUCUUGAUAAAUGCUCCCUUUUCCCUUUCAUCAUACUUGGCAGCAUGGAACAUUUUCCUGCACAGGAUGUUUGCCCAAUGUUUGCAGGUUUUGUGCUGCUCUAGAUAAGGCCUAUGGAAUUUGGAACUGUUUGGUGACAAAGUGCCAAACACACUACAGAAUGUCAUUUCAAACAUACGUGCAUUGUGUGCUUAAUUAACAAUUUUCUUUUUAAUUAUGAGCAUUACAUGGGCCUGAUCUGGUUGUUGACUAUGACUGUAACAAACUCUGCUUCUGUGUCAAAUACUGUAUUGUGAGAAUUUCAAUGCAAAUAAUGCACUUGCUGGCUUAUUUUAAAACACCACCAAUAUAUGAUGGGAAUAGGUCCAUCACCUCUCAAAAGAAGAAUUGACCUGCGGUUAGUGUUGGAUUCAGCAACAAUACUUGCCAGGUUGUACUAAUGUUACUGCGAUAAACCUUAGGAUAGACUACUUACAUAUCUAAUAUGUUGGUACUGCAGACUUUCUGUUUUAAUACCAACUGGCCUUGUAAUGCUAGUAGCUUAAUUUUCUGAGCAUAUACCUGGGAUGUCUGAUAGGUGAUAGGGUUAUGUUAAAAUAUCCUGAACAAUAAAACCGUGAUUCAACAUGCAACAGUUAUACGCACAUAGCUUUUUCCUUACACAUUUAAUGGAAAUAUUAAAGGAAAUCAACCCUUAAAAGAUCCAAUGCCAUUCAUUUUGUCAGUUCUAAGUUUGAAUUUGGAGGGCAAAGGGAUAUUUUAAUUAAACUCACUCAGCGGAAAGUUGAAUUGCAUUUAAGGCAAUUUCACACCCUGAAUGAACUCAACAGAAUGUAAUAUAAGGCAGGGUCUAAGAUAAGUGGCUGAUCCAAAUUCUAAUAGAUUCCAAUUGUGUAGGUUUGGUGAAAGUGACCUUCUGAAGAAUGUGAUAUUCAAAUACAAUAAUUAUUCUCUUCUAAUGUAAGUAAGCUUCAAUAUGAAAUGUUUAUUUUUGUGUUUUUGCGGUGAGUUUUUAAUAUUCCAGUAUGUUGCCAUAUAGUUUGUAGAUAGCUGUGCCAUCUUUUUGGUUUGGCAUUCACCAUGUCCACAUAAACUCUGAAAACAACAGAUUGUCACAGGUCCACUUGUCCCAACCCUUCUACAUACAUUACAUUUCAGAGGAGUCUAAUGCUCCCUCCUUUUCCACGAUUCUUGGUGCAUGUGACUUUACAAAGCUGAAGACUUGUUGUGAUUUGAUUUUCUUUUAACAUUCAAUUUUAAAAGAACAGAAAAAUGUUACAUGCUCUUUUGUAUCUGAAGACUGAAUUUUAAUUUAUUUAAAUUAAUUUUUAUCUCUUGGCAUUUGUAGCUCUCACUGUAGUUUCAAAUCUCCAUAAGUUGAUCAGCAUACCUGGAGGAAUGUAUUCAUUAUAAGGUAACCAGUGAGGAGAGGAUUUGCCAUUUCAUUAAUGUCCUCUGUCAAGUGUAAGGUGAAGGCAAAAUUCUGACAGUAUGUAGAUUCCACUUUAUUACCCUUUUGUCAAGGAAAUGCCUUCUAUCCUGUUCUCUGCUAAAACUAAUCAAAAAAUCCUGAAAUUGCAAUAUGGUUAUUUGACACUGAUGUACUAGAUCACAACAUAAUUCUAAAGUUUUCAUUUUGAUUGUAAACAUUAGCGUUGCAAUACCGCAAUCUGCCUUGAUGUUGAGAAAUACCUUGUGAUUGAGGAAGUUAAUCUUGAUGACCUAUACAACCAAAUUUUCAACCAAGUGCAGAUGUUUUUAUUGACUAUAGGAGAAAAUCCUGUUAGGGUGUUUCUGGCUGUGUCUCCAGCACUUGACCUAUAUAAAUUGAUUUAUAGGUAGAUUAAUUUAAACACUUCUUUUUAACCCAACAACUUGAUUUUGUGCCAGUAUAGUGAUUUGAUUGCUGGCUGAAGAAGGUCCAGACUCUCUUUCACUUGGUAAAUUCUUUUAUGAUGGUUUGACACCCUGCUUUUGUGUCACAAGGUUGAUGACCAGUGUGAGGUUUUCUUGACAUAUAACCAACUUCAAGCCUCUUCUUAGUACUCAGCUUCAUUGUUUUACGGCAUGUAAAUUAUCCUAAUCAAACAUAAUGUUCUAGUCUGCUCCUCUACAAAAUAAUUUGCAACUCAAGCUUUGAAGAUGGAUAGUAGCACUAUUUUUAGACACUAGCUGUUCCUCUGUAGAAGACCAUUUAACCAAAGAAAAGGGCUCAUUGUGUGCUCAGUUCACCACCAAAUGUUUGUAUGACAUCUGGGAAAUAGCCAUACUUGGUUCUUGUAUGCCUGUCCCCCAAAUACAUCAGACAUUGUGGGCUUCCAUUCAGAAACAAGCAACUUAACCCAUUUAGCAUUAUCAAGGCAAAAUUACACCGUAAGACCUGCAAAAUUCCAGUUGCAGUUGUAUAGGGAGAAAUGGCAUCUGUAUAUAUGGUUUUGAGUAAAAGGAUCACGUAGAUAAUGUAUGAAUUUUUCUUUGAGGCUCUGCCUUUAAGGAAUGCUGUCCAAGUUGCAGUGCUGGUUUAAUGGGCUGAUCAUUCAGUUGAGGACAGAGCUGAUUUUUCUCUUUGACACUAACCUUGUGGCCAUUUAGAAUCCAGGGUAUCAGCUUAGGUCAGGUAACCCUCUCACUUGUAAAACAAAAGGUAGUGAGUUCACCCCAAAUGAUAGACAUGAGUACAUACUUUAGGCUGUUAUUUCAAUUAGCAGUGAGAAAUGUUGCAUUGCUGAAGGUGCCAUAUUUUAAGUGACAUGUUGAAGUCCCAUCUGCAAGCUCAGGUGGCUGUUACUGAUCCCAAAGGAUUAUGCAAAGAAAAACAAGUUCUCCUGGCCAACAUUCCUCUCUUUCGUAUCACCUCCAAAACAAGUUUAAUCAUUUGGUAGCAUAGAACUUGGGCUAUUGCUGAAAGUAGACAUAUAUUGUCAAAACUUAUAUCUUGCAUUCAUCAGGACAAUUUGCAAACAAUCUUAAGUUAAAAGGAAAGCAAUAUUUCAUACUGUAUGAGAAGGGAAUGCUAAAUAGCUGGCAAAUUAACUCUUGUAGAGGCACCUCUCCCAAUCAAAGUCUACUUGUGAACCAAUCUACAUUCUGUUCUCAUACCAUAGGAAAUGUUAGUUCUUAUGAACUGUCCUGAUGAGUGCAAGAUGAAAAGCUUUAGUAAAACGUAUUUUGUUAGCAAUAAAACAAGGUUCUAUGACUAUCCUUUCAGUUGCUGUUUGUGAGAUAUUGUUAUGCAGAAAUUGGGUGCUUGUUAGUCUGUAUCACAAUUACAUUUUAAAUGUAAUCCAUUUGAUCUAAAGUUCAAAGAUCUGCUCUAUGCAUUCUUUCUUUCCUUUUUCUUGUCUACCUUCUUCACAUGCACUCUCCCUCCUGUUUGCAUACCUGGUGUCAUCUACAGUACUGAUGCAUAAUGUAUCACAGGGACAUCAAGGCCCUCUUACAUUACCUUCUCCCUCCAAAAUAUUUAGUCGAGCUGCUACUGAGAUAUCUUGAGCAGAGACAAAUUGAUUGUUGAUGGAGAGGGAGAGUCAUUGUAGUCAUUAGUACACACUUUAGUGCUUUAUUUUCAUAAUGGUGGAGGCCCAUUAGUGGUCAGACUUGUGAUGCACAGUCCUGAGGUCACUCAAAAUGACAAAAAGCUUUCAAAAUGGAAUACACUGUAUUAAGAAUAUCAAAUACUUUGUAUUAAGAAUAUCAAAACAUGAGAGUUGCACAUUCUUUGGCGAUGCAGAUGACAGAAAGAUGCAAAUGCUUUGUUCUACUUAUUACAUUUGUUACAGCGCACAAUUGACAGCUAGAUCAGAUGACAUUCAGUGUUACAGUAGAGUUUUCUUUGGUCAUAAACUGACAUGUUUAUAAAUAAAUAGUUUAAUGAAAAAUCAUGAGAUCUACAUUGUAUUUACAUUGUUAAUGUGAUUUCUUUUUGCAUUAUGUUUAAGGAAAGCGAAUACUGCAGGUCAUGAGAUUUUUUUUCCCACGGUGAGUUUACAGAAUCACAGAAAAGAAAGGGGCAUCAUGCACCUUCACAUUUUUUAUAUUAACUGGAUUAAAAUAAGGUUUUUGUAUGUACACAGUUAGAUUUUUACAUCCUAGGGGGUGCUAUUACGUGAUGGUGUUUGCUGUUUUUGUAAAUAUACAAUGAAACUCAAAGCGUAAGAGUUUUCUAAGCAUAAUCAGUUUUGCCUGAUGUGGAUUUUUGCGCAGGGACUAAUGUAAAGUUGUAAGUUUUUUUUGUUACUUUUUUUGAUCAAUUAUUUAACAAUCAGAUUUCUUAUACAAGUUUUCAUUCUGCUUAAAGUUAUGCUAAAUUUAAAAUACCACAAAGUGUUAUGCUAGAUGCUCAGACAGUUUCACAACUGUAUUUCAUUGGUCAUCUUGAUAUAGAAGCUCAGAAAGCUUUGAGUAGAACUACCUUAAUUGUAAAUGAUUGCUCCGUGAAAUGUGCAAAUCUUACCUAUGCAUACAAAGUCUUAACUUUGAAUUUUUUCUAGAUUUGUACUGUUAAAAGUAUAUUAUAAAAUAGAGUUAUCCAGAUAUUUUAAAUUUAACAAAAAGAUGUAUUGUUUCAGAUAUAGCUAUAUGUAACCAUACAUGGUAUAUAAAUUUUAUUUAGAAGUUAGCCAUGAAAACCAUACUGCUUUUGAUAAACCAGUGCUGUUUUCUUCAGUACAACUAAUGGAUGUGAUGUACUGCUUGAUGUAAAUGACUGAUAAGAGUCAGCAGAGCAUCCCUAUGAAGAGGGAAGAAACUAUCUUGGACCAAUUGCUUUUCCACAUAGAAAAUUAAUUGCACUCAAGCUUUUUUAAAAAAAAAGUUUCAGUAAACAUUACUUAUUGAAUCAUUAAUGAAAAUUUAAAUACUUACAUUUAUUAACUUAUCAAGCUAAAUGUGACUUAUCUAUUACAUUCUGUUUAUAAAUAAAAGUUGCAACAGGAGUAGUUUUUUUAAAAUGAAAAUUACUAAUUUGCACAAAACUGACCCUUCUUUUGACGGAUGUUCCGCAGACCAACAACAACAUGAAACUGGCAUGUAAAUAAUGUUUGCUCCAGUUAAACAGACUGUAGCAGUACUUGAAAGUUUCACCACUUUAUAUCCUUUCAAUAAUGUAGAUUGUAACUAAGUAUAUUGUUUCAUAGACAAGUGCCUGAUAGUGGACAUUAAAGAACACAAGAACAAUCUUUGCUGUAUUGUAUG
This is a messenger RNA of Stegostoma tigrinum, 7612 nucleotides long. RefSeq names its product forkhead box O1 a (gene foxo1a). The transcript is spliced from 3 exons. Gene Ontology annotation, cellular component: nucleus. Bases 404 to 2326 code for a protein of 640 amino acids. Gene Ontology annotation, biological process: regulation of transcription by RNA polymerase II. Gene Ontology annotation, molecular function: RNA polymerase II cis-regulatory region sequence-specific DNA binding; DNA-binding transcription factor activity, RNA polymerase II-specific. Lineage: Eukaryota; Metazoa; Chordata; Chondrichthyes; Orectolobiformes; Stegostomatidae. The record is from RefSeq and is a predicted model, not a curated record.